AUUGUUUGCUUAUGGAUUUGUAAAGGGGGGCUCCCAUCUCAUUGCAGAGGGAUUGGCGUAAGCUGAAUAAAAACCACCUGAGGAGGGUGCAGCUCUCCUUGGCUCCCGGCUAGUAUCACCCUACCGCCCUUGGCUGCUCCCACACGGACGGAGAUGGGGGAGGCGCCGACGCAUUUUGCUCCUACCACCGCGGAGGGGGGAGAAGGAGCCGCUCCCGUGGCGCCGAGGGGCCGGGAUCGGUGCGGGAAUUGCGGGAAUGGCGAUAGGGGCACGGCGGCGGCGGCGGCGGCGGCAGCGCUGUGUGAGGGGGGAGCCAUCAUGGCGGCUGCGCUGAGGGGAAGGGCGCGCGCGCGCUCCCGUUGCCACGGGCACCGCGUCGGGCCCGGAGCGGGAGCCGGGGCCGCAUCUCCGGGGCCGCAUCUCCGGUGCUGCCGCUGCCCAGGAGAAAACGGGGACAGCCGAGCCACCCUCCCGGUGCCCUCGGGAACGCGGCUCGGUAAACAAUGGAGCCAGAUGUAAAAGUGAAUGAAGAUUUCAAAAGCCAGUUUAAGGCUUAUCAGGAGCAACAGCAAAGGCGGCUGCAAGAUUUGAUGGAGAGGAAGAAGGAAAAGCAGAACAGGCAGAAGAACACUGGCAGCACAAAGAAGACUAUAAAAGCCCUGAGUGAUCUAAACUUGUUUAAUAAAGGACCUCCUGUAAAUGAAGAUGCCAGCAAAAGUUUUCUUGAGGCUGAGAAUGAGAAGCUGCAGGAUCAGCUGCGAGAGGUCCGGGAUGAGAACUGCAGGCUCUACAAACUGGUGUCAGAGAAAGAUUUUGAGAUAAAUCAGCUCCAGAGAAGAGUGCAGGAGGAAAGGUUGGCUCUGUCAGGGGUGUCUGGUAUAGCUGGAGACGUGGCAGCCACUAAAAUAGUUGAGUUGGCCAAAAAGAACCGUGAGAUAACUGCUGAGUUUGAGAGUGAGAGAGCCAGAGUGAAGCAGCUGAAUUACAAAGUCAAGGAGCUGGAGAGAGAACUACAGGCAGCCACAGAAAAAAUCCAUUCCCUUGGUGGCGAUGCUGCAGGAAUCAAGGAAUCAACUCUGAAAAUACUGGAAGGAAACUUGGCUGAAAGUCCAGAGGUGAAAGCACUGCAGGAAAAAUUGAGCACAGCCAAUAUAAAAGUGACAGAAUAUCGGAACCAGCUCCAGAACGUGAAACAGGAACUGAAGCUGACCCAAAAGAUUUUAGCCAAAGAAGUUGGGGAAGAUGUGAAUAUCCAAAGUCUCUUGACCAAUUCUGGCAGCUGGCGUGGACGAGCUCAGCAAAUUCUUCUUCUCCAAACCAGGGUUCGAGAGCUGGAGCAUAAACUGAGUCAAAACAAGAUCACAGCUUCUCUGCUUGAGGUGGAUGAGGGAUUUCUGGCAUUUCCUCAUUCAAGGAAGUUGUCAGUCCAAGAGAAGAAUUUGCUGAAGAUUCGCAGCUUGGAAAAAGAGAAGAGGGAAUCUUUGGAGAAACUCGCUGAGCAAUACAACACUCUCCAAAAAAACCAUGAGGAACUGAAAAAAAAACUGGAUGCCUCAAGAGCCAGGAACCAAGUGCUGUGUGGAGAAGUGAAGAUACUGAAUGGACAGAUUGGAACCUUGCUGGAGAAAGGGAAACACGAUGAUGAGCUCCUAGAUGCCUUGCUGACCCAGCAGAAACAAAUGCAGGAGCUCUUAAAGGGCCUGAGCCAGAAGGAGGAUAAGAACAAGGAGCCUCAGCAGCUGGAAGGGCAGCACCUGAACCCUGGGAUUCAGAGACAAAACAUCAUGGAAGACAAGCUCAGGGAGCUGGUGGCUGAGCGAGAAGCAAAGGUUAAAACACUGGAGACAGAGGUUGAGAAACUCACAGUUCAGGACGAGUCAGAAGCUGCUGAUCUGCCAUGCUCUGAGCACUCAGGAGCACCUGAGGGAUCAGGCAGUAACAAGGCUGGAAGGACAGAAUCUGCCUGCACAGUGUCCACGAUGGGCCACGUGCUCGUGGAGUCAGCAGCCACAGAGCCUUUCUUCCUCAGGGGUACCAGCCCAUCUGGAAUUGGGUCUGGCACGGACAGCUUGGACGGGGAAGUGCUGCCAGGAGAGAACACAGAGCAGAGGGCUCUGUGCCAGGCUGCUGAAGUGGAGAGGAGAGAGCUCCUGGAGCUGGUGACUGUGCUGCAGAAAAGGUUGGAGGAAAGCAGCAACAAAGUCUUGGAAGCUGAGAAGAAGCUUCAAGAGGAGAGGUGGCAGAGUGACAUCUUGGAACAGCAGCUUGAAAAGCUUCAGGUGGAUCUAGGGAGCAGCAGAACUGCCCAGAACCCUGCCCUGAGGAGCAGAAAAGCCCAGCCAAGCCUCCCCUUGCAGGAGGGUGACAGAGAGCAGCUCCCUGCAGCCCUGUCCGAGCUGUCCCUGGAAUCUCAGGUGGAGGAGCUCAGCACAAGGCUUGGGAUCCAGCUGGAUGAGAACAAAGAUCUGAAGGCUGUUCUGGCAGAGGUUGUGAGAAAGAAAGAGGAAGAUUUUUAAACUGUAUCGAGACAUAAUGGAGGAUGUGAUAGGUUUUCACAGGCCAUUCAGCAGCACACACAAAGGAAAAGUUAAGCCAGAUAUUCCCAGUCUUUGGGCUGCAGAGCAGGGAGAGAGCCCAGGCACCAGUGUCAUUUUGCAGCCUCAGAUCGUGUCAUUUCAUAAGCAUUUGUGGCAGAGAAACAGAGAUGAAAUACAAAAAGUGAAGGUUUUAUGUGUCAGCAAUUUCUGUCUGUGGGGGUUGGCAAGCAGAGCUGGUUGGUGCAGUUUGGGAAGCUGCAAUUCUGCAGGAGGAUUUUGGGCAAAACCUCCCAGGUUUCAUCACAGUGUUCCCUGAGAGGGCUCGAUAUUCAAUCUGCUGCUGCCUUUAUCAGCUCAGGAAGGAAUUUGCUGCACAAAAGUUGGGCCAGCCCCCUUCCUUAGAACAAAACAAGCUCUUUUUUUAUCCCUACACUGCUACCUGCCUGUCUCAGGCUUUCUGUAGCACUUCAGUGCUGAGGCACAGGAUUAGCCUGACCUGGGACUAUCUGCAAAUCAGCUUUGGGUGGGCUCCUCUCAUCAUUCCAACCUCUUUCUUUGCUUGAACAUCCUGCAGCAGUUUUCUGAAACUCCAGUGAGUUUCCACUGAAAAAAAUCUGCAGAUUACCCCUGCAAUGAGUCCACCUACCUUAAAUUCAGCUCAUUCCAUAAAAAACUUGCCAUCCAAGUUAUGAGUUCCCUGUUUCUGGGUCUCUGCAUUCAUCCAUCCAUCAGGCAGAUCUUGUUCUCUCUGGGAAGAAAUGCUACAAAAUGCAGGAAAGUCUUCACUGCAGCAAUGCUGGGACUUUUGGAGCUGCUGCAAACCCUGCCAGCCCUGUCCCUCUCUUCUGCCAGCACAGUGAGGACACAGAGUGCAAGCUAAUCAGGCAUUGCCAUGCAGCCUGCCAGUGCAGGGCAGCCUUGGGGAUUCCAGGCAAAUGGAGAGCCAGGCAUUUUUGUACAGUGCUGCUUUGUUUCUCUCUUGAAAGUCUUGAAAGCUUUUCUUUUCUCUGCUUUGCUUUGUCAGCCUCUUUUUAUGAGCCUGAAGUUUGUCAGGCUUUAACCCCAGCCAGCACCACCAAUGCAAAGUGGAUUUGUGGGCAUGAAAACCACUGCUCCCUUCCCCAGCACGGGGAUUUCAUCCUGACUCCCCUGGGCAGAGUGGAAAAAAGCAGAGCAGGAGUCA
Messenger RNA from Parus major (Great Tit), 3720 nucleotides. RefSeq names its product coiled-coil domain containing 13 (gene CCDC13). Gene Ontology annotation, biological process: cytoplasmic microtubule organization; non-motile cilium assembly. The transcript has 16 exons. The record is from RefSeq and is a predicted model, not a curated record. The coding region runs from base 504 to 2516 and encodes 670 amino acids. Gene Ontology annotation, cellular component: centriolar satellite. NCBI's taxonomy places the organism in Eukaryota, Metazoa, Chordata, Aves, Passeriformes, Paridae.